AUGCUAAGGCAUCGACUGCAAUGCUACAUCAUCCGCAAAAAUAGUGACUCGGAUAAUGAAGGUCCCAUACUGGUUCUAAACGAGGUGACAAUUGACCGUGGAAUCUCGCCGUUCCUCACAAACCUCGAAUGCUACUGUGACAACUCCUUCGUCACCCGCGUGCAGGGCGACGGUCUUAUUCUGUCGACAGCUUCCGGAAGCACGGCAUAUUCUCUUUCUGCCGGAGGAUCAAUGGUUCAUCCCCAGGUGCCUGGAAUCCUGUUCACGCCAAUCUGCCCACACUCUCUGUCUUUCCGGCAACUUAUGCUGCCGGAAGGCGUGGUGGUUAGAGUGGUGGUGCCGCCGGAUAGCAGAGGCCAUGCGUGGGCGUCGUUUGACGGCAAGAGCCGGCGGCAGCUGGCCCCGGGGGAUUCGCUGCUUUGCAGCAUGGCGGCAUGGCCUGUGCCGACGGCAUGCUGCAUGGAUUCCACCGGCCAUUUCCUCCGGAGCAUCCGGGAUAUUCUUCACUGGAAUCUCCGGCGAGCUCAGGCCUCCGACGGCCCGCGGGAGCCGUGA
Andrographis paniculata is the source of this 555-nucleotide messenger RNA. Its product is annotated as putative NAD kinase 3. Bases 1 to 555 code for a protein of 184 amino acids. Gene Ontology annotation, molecular function: NAD+ kinase activity. The record is from RefSeq and is a predicted model, not a curated record. The transcript is spliced from 2 exons. Gene Ontology annotation, biological process: NAD+ metabolic process; NADP+ biosynthetic process. Lineage: Eukaryota; Viridiplantae; Streptophyta; Magnoliopsida; Lamiales; Acanthaceae.